Dryobates pubescens (Downy woodpecker) is the source of this 5089-nucleotide messenger RNA. RefSeq names its product Janus kinase 1 (gene JAK1). Bases 168 to 3623 code for a protein of 1151 amino acids. The record is from RefSeq and is a predicted model, not a curated record. Gene Ontology annotation, biological process: cell differentiation; cytokine-mediated signaling pathway; cell surface receptor signaling pathway via JAK-STAT. Lineage: Eukaryota; Metazoa; Chordata; Aves; Piciformes; Picidae. Gene Ontology annotation, cellular component: cytoskeleton; cytosol; membrane. The transcript is spliced from 25 exons. Gene Ontology annotation, molecular function: cytokine receptor binding; non-membrane spanning protein tyrosine kinase activity; ATP binding.
UCAGACUUGGACGGAUUUUGGUUGAAAUCGUGCUAAUCGAGAUGGAAAUGGGGUUUGCAACCUGUGCACCUCAUUAUCUUCAGCAGAGGCAGGGUAGACUCCAGUUGCCCUUGGAGGGUGUGAAGAUAACCAGUUUCAGCUCUGUAGAGGAUCAGCCAGUUACAUAAAUGCAGUAUCUAAACGUAAAAGAAGAUUGCAAAGCCAUGGCUUUCUGUGCAAAAAUGAGGAGCACGAAGAAGAGUGAAGUAAACCUGGAAGCUCAGCACCAGGGUCUAGAAAUACUUUUCUACCUACAAGAUAAAACUCCCAUUUGUUGCACGAGUGGCGAGUUCACUUCGGAGGAGCUGUGCAUCAAAGCUGCCCAGCGGUGUUCCAUAUCUCCUCUCUGCCAUAAUCUCUUUGCACUCUAUGAUGAAAACAAAAAACUCUGGUAUGCACCAAACCAGGUCUUCAAGAUAGAUGAAAAAACAUCCCUGAGGCUCCAUUACCGAAUGAGAUUCUACUUCACAAACUGGCAUGGCACUAACGAAAGUGAGCCCUCAGUGUUGAGGCAUUCCCCAAAGAAGGCAAAGACCUCUUCUGAGAAGAAGACAGCACCAGAAGGAACCCCAAUAUUCGAUGCAAGCUCUUUAGAAUACAUCUUUGCACAGGGUCAGUAUGACUUAGUGAAAGGCCUGGCACUGAUCCGUGACCCAAAGAACGAUCAAGAGGUCCAUGAAAUCGAGAACGAGUGUCUGGGGAUGGCUGUCCUUGCCAUCUCUCACUAUGCCAUGAAGAAAAAGGUGAAGCUUCCAGAGCUUUCCAAAGAGAUCAGUUACAAGCAUUAUAUCCCUGAAACUUUGAACAAGACCAUCAGGCAGAGGAACUUCUUGACCAGGAUUCGCAUCAAUAACGUUUUCAAGCAUUUCCUUAAAGAGUUUAACAACAAGACCAUCUGUGAAGGUAACGUGUCCCCACGUGACCUCAAAGUCAAAUACUUAUCGACCAUGGAGACCCUGACCAAACAUUAUGGAGCUGAAAUUUUUGAGACUUCGUUUUUGCGGAUCUCCUCCGAGAAUGAAAUCAACGGGUUUAGCUGCGGAGACAGCGAGAGCCUCCCGCUCUACGAGGUCAUCGUCACCGGCAACAACGGCAUCCAGUGGAGGCUCAAGCCCAGUUCUGUACAGGCAGAGAAAGAGAAGAAGAAGAAAUCUGAUGGCAAAACCAAAAAGGAGGAAGAAAAACACAAAACUCGAGACCUGUGGAACAAUUUCUCCUAUUUUCCUGAAAUCACCCACAUAGUCAUCAAGGAGUGUACAGUUAGCAUUAACAAGCAGGACAACAAAAGGAUGGAGCUAAAGCUGUCCUCACACGAGGAGGCCCUGUCCUUUGCGUCGCUGGUUGAUGGCUACUUCAGGCUGACAGCAGAUGCCCACCAUUACCUCUGCACUGAUGUGGCUCCCCCACUGAUUGAGCACAACAUCAAAAAUGGAUGUCAUGGACCCAUUUGCACGGAAUAUGCCAUCCACAAACUGCGGCUGGAAGGGGAUGAAGCAGGGAUGUAUGUGCUGAGAUGGAGCUGCACCAACUUCAACCACAUCCUCAUGACAGUCACCUGCUGUGAAGGCUCAGAGACAAAUAACUCAGUUCAGCACAAGAACUUCCAGAUCGAGGUGGAGAAAGGCGAGUACUUCCUGCAUGGCUCCAACAAGCCUUUCUCAUCCUUGAAAGAGCUGAUGGAUCACCUGAAAGGACAAACACUGCGCACAGACAACAUAAGCUUUACACUGAAGAGGUGCUGCCAACCAAAACCAAGAGAAAUCUCCAACUUGCUAGUUGCAACCAAGAAGGCUCAGGAGUGGCAGCCCGUUUAUCCCCUUGGGCAGCUGAUUUUCCAUCGUAUCCUGAAGGAAGAAAUCAUACAGGGUGAACACCUUGGAAGAGGGACAAGAACACAGAUUUACUCAGGGGUCCUCAACUACAAAGAUGAUGAGAAUGAAGGAUAUCAAAAUGAAAGAGAGAUUAAAGUCCUCCUCAAAGUCUUGGACCCCAGCCACAGAGACAUUUCUUUGGCCUUCUUUGAGACAGCCAGCAUGAUGAAGCAGGUGUCUCACAAGCACAUUGUCCUCCUCCAUGGAGUCUGCGUCCGCGAUGUUGAAAAUAUCAUGGUUGAAGAGUUUGUGGAAUUUGGGCCUCUGGAUCUGUUCAUGCAUCGGAAAAGCGAACAACUGACAACACCUUGGAAGUUCAAAGUUGCCAAGCAACUUGCAAGUGCACUGAGCUACUUGGAGGACAAGGAUUUGGUGCAUGGCAAUGUGUGUACCAAAAACAUCCUGCUGGCAAGAGAAGGAAUUGACACGGAAUAUGGGCCUUUCAUAAAGCUGAGUGACCCUGGAAUACCCAUAACUGUCCUGUCCAGGCAAGAAUGUGUGGAGCGAAUCCCCUGGAUUGCACCUGAGUGUGUUGAAGACUCCAAAAAUUUAAGUGUGGCAGCAGAUAAGUGGAGCUUUGGUACAACACUGUGGGAAAUCUGCUACAAUGGAGAAGUACCACUGAAGGACAAGACCUUAGCAGAGAAGGAGAGGUUCUACGAGGGGCAUUUUGUGUUGGCAACACCAUCCUGCAAGGAGCUGGCUGACCUGAUGAAACAGUGCAUGAACUAUGACCCCCACCAGAGACCCUUCUUCAGAGCCAUCAUGAGAGACAUCAACAAGCUGGAGGAACAAAACCCUGACAUUGUCUCAGAGAAGAAGCCUGUAACAGAGGUGGAUCCCACACUGUUUGAGAAGAGAUUCUUGAAAAGAAUCAGGGACCUAGGGGAGGGCCACUUUGGCAAGGUUGAACUCUGCAGAUAUGACCCAGAAGGUGACAACACAGGGGAGCAGGUGGCAGUGAAAUCUCUAAAGCCAGAGAGUGGAGGGAGUCACAUUGCUGAUCUCAAGAAGGAAAUUGAAAUCUUGAGGAAUCUUUAUCAUGAGAACAUUGUCAAGUACAAGGGGAUUUGCACAGAGGAUGGAGGCAGUGGGUUUAAACUCAUCAUGGAGUUCCUUCCUUCUGGGAGCCUGAAGGAGUAUCUGCCCCGCAACAAGAACAAGAUCAAUCUCAAGCAGCUGCUCCGAUACGCGGUUCAGAUCUGCAAGGGGAUGGACUAUUUGGGCUCCCGCCAGUACGUGCACCGUGACUUAGCAGCAAGAAAUGUCCUUGUUGAGAGUGAGAACAGAGUGAAGAUUGGAGACUUUGGCCUCACCAAAGCCAUUGAGACCGACAAGGAGUACUACACUGUGAAGGAUGACCUCGACAGCCCUGUGUUCUGGUAUGCUCCAGAAUGCCUGCAGCAGAGUAAAUUCUACAUUGCCUCGGAUGUCUGGUCCUUUGGGGUGACACUCUACGAGCUGCUUACCUACUGUGAUUCUGAGUCCAGCCCCAUGGCAGAGUUCCUGAAGAUGAUUGGCCCCACGCAGGGACAGAUGACGGUAGCGCGGUUGGUGCAUGUUCUGCAGGAAGAAAAGCGGCUGCCACGCCCCCCCAACUGCCCAGAGGAGGUGGACCAGCUGAUGAGGAAGUGCUGGAUCUUCAAGCACGACGAACGGAUAACCUUUCACAAUCUGAUCCAAGGCUUUGAAACAAUUAUGAGUAAAAUGUAAUUACCUUUUGGGUUGUUUUUUUGUCAUACUGUCAGUACUUCAAAUGUGUGUCCAAAUAUCACUGCCCCAGACAUUCUAGUUUGUUUUGGGUUUUUUUUAACUGCUGUUAUUUCCUGGUAUAUCCUGACUGUGCUAAUGUGGUUUAAAGGAUUCUUUUGCCAACAGUUUUCCUUUAUUAAUUUUAGCCAGCAGUUGGAUCAAAUUAAUUUAAAGGUGACAGAAACAACAGCUUAACUUUUUGGGUUUUGCUGCUGUUAGCAGAAGGCAGCUUUUAUCUUCAUCCAGCUGGGAGCAUCCUGAUGAAUGCGAGCUGAAAGAUGUGCUGCAGUCCAAGGUGCAGCAUGGCAAAGGAGCCUGCUGUGCACACUUUCAUUCCCUGGAGAGCUAAACUAGUAGGCCUGGAGAAGGCCAGUUAAUCAUUUUUAUGGAGUUUUUGAGGAGGUUUGAAAAAAUAUCUUUCAUGUGCACUUGAAUUUUAGUAACGAAACCUCCCCAGCUGUGGCAUAAAAAUCCAGAGAAGACAAAAAUUCAUCAGCUCAUUACCACCCUGCAGCUCUGAGCUCUUGUAUCUGACUGAAAAUUUGUGUCCUGUUAAAAACCCCAGCCACAGACAGCAUCGUUGUGCUUGAUGGGGUUUUUGACCAUUCCACUGCAACACCCGCUUCCUGCAUAAAUCUCUUUGCUGCUCCCAGCUCAGCCCUCCCUUCCCACCUUACCCCUUUCCACCUGCUGCAGCUUCCACUCUUCCUGUUGCUGUUGCACCUGCACACGUGAUGCUGGCAGCGUCUGCUGCAAGUGAGAGGGGAGCAGGAAAUAAGUUACUCCGGAGACAGAAACAGAAUUGGAGCUGUGUAUAGAACCUAAGGGAGCAUGCCCCACACAGAGUUAAAGGACUGAGCCACCAAGGAUGUGUCCCCAGGAGAAGAGGACUCCUCAAACAUAGCAAACAGUUGUCUUGUUAGCAGUGGUGCCACCCAGCCCACCAUUUUUGGUGGAGGAUUUGGCCAACACAUUAACUGAGUUGAGCAAUGCAGUGCAGCCCUUCACCGGGCCUAAGAUGACACUUUGGUCUUUAAUUAGAUUUCCAGACUCAAGCCAUGGACUUGUGCCACAUUCAGUUAACCAAAGGGAAAGCAGUGGGGCCAGACUGGGACCACAUACGUUUUAUUGCCAGGACCAGGCUCAGCAGGGCACAGUGGUUUAAUUGGAAACCUGCUGACCCAUCUUGUAGGACUUGGUGGAGUUGUUUUCCCACCACAUCUGGAAGUUGGGAAGUGCUCUGAGGAGACACUCAGUUCUGGCAAUAACAGAGAGAUGUCUUUAAAUAGCUAAAUAUAUAUAUAUAUAUAUAUAAAAAAAAAAUUGUAAUUAUGAGCUGUAAGGAGGUCAGAUUUAUUUUUACAGUAUUACCUGUUUUGUUUUUCCUGUAUGUCACUUAUGAACCUGAUUUAAAUCUGUAAGCACUU